Messenger RNA from Rhopalosiphum maidis (corn leaf aphid), 459 nucleotides. RefSeq lists its product as uncharacterized. NCBI's taxonomy places the organism in Eukaryota, Metazoa, Arthropoda, Insecta, Hemiptera, Aphididae. The coding region runs from base 1 to 459 and encodes 152 amino acids. The transcript is spliced from 2 exons. The record is from RefSeq and is a predicted model, not a curated record.
AUGGUUUUAAAAAAAUUGCAAGAAAUUGUAACAGUUAUUAAAGACAUCAAAGAAGAAAAUCAAUUAUUAAAAGAGCAAAAUAAUAAAUUAAAGUACGAAGUUACAGUUCUAGAUAAACGUUUGAAUGUAUUAGAACAAAAAGCAAUAGAAAAUUUCGUUAAAAUUGUUGGUGUUCCGAAGGUUAAAAAUGAAGACUGCGUAAAAUCAGUGGAAUUAAUCGCUGAGUCUGUAGGAAUAAAAAAAAUAAUGGCAGAAGUACAAACAUACCAGAGCAAAAAAUCAAUGAAGGACAAUGUAAAGAAGCUGAAAUUAACAGGUAAAUCUGUAAAUAUUAAUUGGAGUGAUGAUAAGAUUUAUAUGAAUGACAGUUUAACACAAUUUAAUAGAAAUCUAUUCUUCAAAGCUAGAGUUUUUACUCGUGAUGUGGGCUAUAAAUUUGUUUGGUUUAAGGACUUUUAA